Molecule: messenger RNA, 1388 nt
Organism: Ostrinia furnacalis (Asian corn borer)
Lineage: Eukaryota; Metazoa; Arthropoda; Insecta; Lepidoptera; Crambidae
Product: putative nuclease HARBI1
Exons: 4
Coding region: 282-1358 (358 amino acids)
Source: RefSeq, a predicted model, not a curated record
GGCGCAAACACAUUCAGCCUUACUUAUAAACGUUUAUUAAAAUUAAGACACAGUUUAACAGUCUAUUAAAUAAUAUCUUCACUUAUAAACGAUCAUUAGUGUUAAUCAACGUCUUAGUGACUGCUUAAAUAACUGUCAAGUUAAACAGCGUCCGACCCUUGUUUAGAGCCCUAAUUACCAAAAUGGCGGAUCAUAAAGUUAACAGCUGAUGCGUGACGUGCCAUGCAACGCGCUGUUCUGUUCGUUUGUGUUUGUUUGUGAAGUGAAAUAAUUUUAUUAAAAUGGAUUUAUUUGAAGACGAUAAUGUGUUACACACAUACCAAAACGACAUUGAAGAAAUAAGCAAUUUCAGAAAUAUCGGUUUAGGGAGAAAUAGAAGACCAAAAGUGUAUAAUUCAAGAGCUAACCCAAUGGAGGAAUUGAGUGAAAAUGAAUUUAAACAUCGUUACAGAUUUAGCAAAGAAAAUAUGGAAAAAAUUAUAAACAUUUUAAGAAAUGAUUUGUCCGUGGAUAGCCGGGGCGGCAGUAUACCUGUGGAGUUGCAAGUAAUGGCAGUUAUCAGAUACUGGGGCCGCCACGAGAUUCAAGAAGACUGUGCCGAAAUCCAUGGUAUGAGUCAGCAGACAUUAUCAAGAUUAUCCAAAAGAGUUGCUAUUGCAUUGGCCUCAAAAAGUCCCAUUUAUAUUAAAAUGCCUUCAAAUUUAAGAGAAGAAACAGAAACCAUUCGAAAAUUUGAAGCAAUUUGUGGUUUCCCACAUAUUACUGGAGCAAUAGAUUGCACUCAUAUUAAAAUAAGAAAAGUUGGAGGAGAUGCUGGUCAGUACUAUGUAAACCGGAAAGGACAGUAUUCAAUAAACACUCAAGUUGUGUGCAAUGCUGAUUUAAAGAUUUGUGAUAUUGUUUGCCACUGGAGAGGUAGCACCCAUGAUGCAAGAAUUUGGCGUGAGAGUUCCAUAAAAAGGAGAUUCGAAGAUAAUGAAUUUAUGGGGAAACUUUUAGGUGACAGCGGUUACCCUUGUACUCCUUACUUGCUUACCCCAGUACUAAGACCAAGAACUGAAUCAGAGCAGCAGUACAAUUAUAGCCACAUUCGCACAAGAAAUGUCAUAGAAAGAUGUUUUGGUGUAUUGAAGCAACGGUUUCGAAUACUGCUAGAAGUUAUGAGAGGAUCACUCAGCACAAUUAAAACUACAAUUGUAGCUUGUGCAGUACUGCACAAUUUAGCAAUAGAUUUCAAAGAAAAUUUAGAUUAUGAUUCCACUUUCAGCGACCACAAUGUAGACACUGAGGCCAUUGAACAGGGUUCCAAUAACAUAGCCCAUAUUACCAGAAACAUAUUUAUUGAAAAUUACUUUUAAUGAUAAUUAAUACAGUUUUAUUUAAAAACA